Glarea lozoyensis ATCC 20868 is the source of this 5112-nucleotide messenger RNA. RefSeq names its product ARM repeat-containing protein. Gene Ontology annotation, biological process: tRNA methylation. Gene Ontology annotation, cellular component: cytosol. The transcript is spliced from 9 exons. NCBI's taxonomy places the organism in Eukaryota, Fungi, Ascomycota, Leotiomycetes, Helotiales, Helotiaceae. The record is from RefSeq and is a predicted model, not a curated record. The coding region runs from base 1 to 5112 and encodes 1703 amino acids.
AUGGCUCUUGCGUCCGAUGAGCAGCGAGAUGGCGAUUUUCAAAGAGCCGAUGAGCCCCCUAGCGAUGACCGACUUCUUGUAAAGUGGCUCGAAGGACAAUCUGAAUCAUCACAAACGGCAUGUGCAGAGAGGAAAGUGCAAGAGCUCUUGGAAAAUGCUUCCCAACCUCGACAUGCUUCUGGAAAUGCCUGCAUUAAACUCUGCUACUUCAUUGAGCAAUGCAGAGGUUCGUCGUGCUCGCCGAUCAGAGACGUUGUUUUUUCAAAGUCGAUUGCUCUGCGAUUAUUUUAUUUUUACAUUGAGUGGAGUGAGAAAAACCAGAAUCGUUCGAUGCGGCAAGUCUUAGAGCUGUUGUCAUCGUUGAUCGCUCGCAAUCCCAACAGUGAAGUAUCAGGUGCCAUUAAGUCGUCAAUACUGCUUAAAACUCUCUCUGUCAUCACUCAUGAUUCCAUUCAGCCUGCCGUGAAGCCUUCAUUCAAGGUAUUGGAGUGCUUCCUCGGAAAGACCUCAAUUUCUCCAAAUGAGAUUUGUGUUGGCUGGAAUGCGUACACAGCACAGAAGCAGAAAGAUGGUUUCCGCAGCACGAAGGUCAUGACCGCAACCGCAUGGGACAGCUUGGUAUCAUCAGUCUUUUAUUGGCUUGGCCCAGCGGAUGUUUCUCCCGCUGCUGGGAAGUUUUUAGUCACACUUUUCAAAACACUAAGAGGAGAGCCAGGUCAAGGCACCCCAGAAAAUCAUAGCAGUCUUUGGCAAAGGUGGAUUCGCGAGGGAAUCGCCAAAAAUCCAGAUUCUCUAGAAAAUGUCAAAAAUUACCUUUUCACACCGCUCUUCAAACUCGAUAGGGCUGGUUCUCUGGCUUUUUUGCAAGAUCUCAAUCAGCAAAGCUCAGUAUCCAUGAUGGGUAGCCAAGAUAUCGAUGCUCAUGCGAUGCUUCAACUAGCUGCAAUGGACGCUGGGAAGAAAUCGGGCUUGAUCGAAGAACCAAGCAAUAUCACGUUCUCACAGAAAAAGUCUAAAUCGAAGAAUGGAGAGACAAUUUUAUUAGAUGAGCAGGCAAUCGGAGCGUUGCUGGCGAACCCAUCUGACACUGUUCGGUCACUCGCUCUCUCCGUACUCAUCACAUCAUUCUCUUCAACUCGUCCAUUCAGUCCUAGCGUACUUGAAAUGUUGAAGUCUCAUAUUGGCUUCUUUCAUUCAGAUACCGAUGCAAAAUUUCGGAACGAAGUUGUUAGUAACACUAAACAUUUAAUUGAAAGGCUAAGAGGCACUACCGCCCUACUUGUUAGAGAACUUGAACAAGUGUCAUUCAAAAUUGCCCAAUCCAGUGGAAGCAACACCACAGGCGAGGCCGAUGACCAAAAGCUGCACGACAGCAUCGAGUCUUUUGUGGCAAAACAUCAGCAAUUUAUUGAGUGGUAUGCUGAUUUUCUGUUGAGUGAACUGGUUCCAACCGCUUCAUAUCAGCGGCAUAUAACAGCUUUAAGGGCUCUUCAAUUGCUUCUUACUUCUAAGCUCCAGGGUGAGGCUGCCUGGCGCACGGCGGCCCCAGUGCCAGCAAAUUCGACUGUGUGGCCCUUUGAAAUGGAGUUCUUCAAUUCCCGCUCGAUAAGGUUGCUGCUAGAUCUGCUAAUGGACCCUUUCGACGACGUCCGAACACUUGCGAUGGAUAUUCUGACACUUUGCCCUCCAAAUAAAUUCUCAACAGAAUCGUAUCUGAGUCUGAACGCAAACGAGAAUGAACGGCAGAAUAUCCGAGAAGACCGAGAUAAUACAACGGGAAAUUGUAGUAAAGCAAUGGGCGAGCAUUCUUUGGCUAACUUGGUGGACCAAGAAUCACUUGACUUGCUUACUGACUUUAUCACUAAAGCUAAUUUAGCAUCGAUGAAUUCUGGACGCGCCGACUAUGCUGAUGGGGUAGCGAGAGCUUUCAAAUUACUACACAAUUUUCAGUCUUCGCUAGCAAAUGGCAUGGCCAUGAUAGACAGGCUGGUGAAAGACUUGGAACGUAAAGUAGAGAUAGCAGAGCAAGACUUGGCUAAAGCUGUUUUGGAUGCCCCUGUCCACGGAAACUUUGCUGCGCUUAGUUAUAUUUGUGAAUAUAUCACUUCAUCGCUAGACCCGACUGCGGAGGACCAAUUGGUCUACUGGACUAAGUGGAGCAAUCUUCAACAACGUAUGGUCUUGCUGGCGUCUCGAAUCUGGGCUGCUGUUCAAGAGGUGUUAUGCAACGACUCACCAGAAGGUCAUCUUCCCCAGGAACUUGAUGAAAUGGAUGCUGUUGAUACGAAAAACAUAUUGAGCUAUAGUUUUCGAGCUGUUCAUGAAUCUAGUAACUUGAUGCGCAUCCUUGCCGAAAGUCACAGGCAGAUCUGGAUACCCGGAUUCUCAGCACAUGUUACAAGCACAUUUACUCAGAUUGGAAAUCUGUCAUUUACCCAAUUAUCUACGUUGAGACAUAGAGGAGCAUUCUCUACGGUCGCUCUGACUUUUUCUCGUUGUUGUCAGCUCACUCAGAACUCCCGACUAAAGGCACUUUUCUUAGAUUCGCCUGACACUGACAAGUCUUCUGCUGCUACGUCUGUGUCAGAUUUGCUGCAACAAUGGUGGGAAGGUGCUCUCAAAUGUAUAGCAACACAAGCUUCGACAACAAGGAGAUCUGCUGGAAUACCAGUUUUGGUGACUGGUAUUAUGUCGGCGAUGUCUCAAACUCCAUCCAUAGACAACAUGAUCCCUACCUUAAUCAGUCGAGCGAGAGUUCCAGUAAGCUCAGAAACAAAUAGCACUUCAAACUUGCGAGAACUCCCUCAAGUUCAUGCCUUGAAUAGUAUAAGACAAGCAUUUAAAACAUCGAGUGUCCGAAAUCAGCUGGAUUCAAGUGUUAACAGUUGUCUUGAGCUGGCUGCAGAUUGUUUUGGAUCAGAUGUCUGGCCAAUAAAGAACUGUGGUUUGCUUCUUUUCCAGACCCUGACGGACUUCUUACUGGGAACAGAAACCAAAGAGGAAAUCGAAUCUGGGUGGGGUGGUCAAGGUACCAAGGUUGCUUUUGAUAGAUAUCCUAAAGUGUGGUCUGUGUUAACGUCGCUACUCGAAAGCUCAAGCACAACCGACGAAGAAUCUGCAACACUUGCUUCGACAGUCGAAAGAACGAUACCCGUCUUAGAUAUUCUACGACGUGCCGGGUCACCGGAGAAGGAUUUACCAUUCGUGUAUGAGAACGUUUUGCGGCAUUUGGACAGCAAAUCCUGGCACGUUCGGGAGCUGGCUGCAAGAACUCUGUGUGCCCUUUCACCCUCAUACCGAUGGAAGGAUGUGAUAGCGGAGCUGAAAGAACGGACUGGAGAAUCAGCAAAUCGUUCACAUGGAACAUGGCUGGUAAUCGGUCAUAUUAUUGCUCGUCAAAUAGGCUUUCACCAAUCAGACAGUGAUUCUCUCGACGACUUGUGGGACAUAUUUCAGGAGUACUUUUCUAUCGACAUCUCAGUACACGACUCACUGCAGGUAACAGCUGCAUAUUUAGAGGCUGGGAAUAUAAUUAUGCGAGUUGUGUUGUCAAACACAGGGUUUACGGUUUCAGAACCAGAGGAAGUUUAUGGAUCGGCAAAGAAGGUCAACAAUUCAAAUGAAGAGCAACUCAGUACUGCUAAGCUGUUAGAUACCUUUACAGCUGAGCAAUGUACAAAAGCGCUGUCAGCUGUGAAAUCAUGGCCAUCAACAAACGAUUUAUCUUUCCAAGCUCUUGUUCGUCGGACAAUCUAUCUCUCAGCCGUCAAUCACCGCCUCGAAGACCUGGCCGAUGUACUUCUGUAUGCUGUGUCGAAGAGCUCUAGUGCAGCAUUGGUCGCAAUUGAGACGAUGCAGAAUAUUUUUGGGACACAACAGCGAAAGGAUGAUCGUUUGUUCUUGUUCUAUCUCUAUUCAGAAGUCGUGAAUUCAUCUACCUCUCCGAGUGUGCGAGCGAUAGCCUUGAAUCAUCUGACUGGGCUGCUUGACUUAUUCACGGGUGGCGAAUUAGGCGCUUUGGGAGAAAAUAUUCUUGAGCUUAGCCAAGGUUCUCACUGGGUUCUUAAGUCGCCUGAGUUAUCGAUAGCAUGGGUCAAGUUUUCUGGCUCUCAGGCCUAUGUCGUGUCGUUACAAGCUUGUGGUUCAGAUGAAGAUCUUCGGAAAUGGGGGCUAGCUAUUGUGGAUUGCUUGACGGACGAAAAGUCAUACGAAAUGAGAGAAGCUGCCACAUCAGCUCUAAUGUCAUUUUACAGUCGACCUAGGUCCAUCGCACUUCAUGGCCAUGAUUGCCUGCUUCCGUCACUAUUUGCCUUGUAUAAUGCCCUCAAUGAUGACGAAGAGGAGAUCCGCAUGCUAGCCGCGUCAGUCGUUGCAGCCAUAACCGAGAAAGCCCUAGUUCCUCCAGCAGCAGCUGAUGAGCUUGUAAAUUGGUUGACAGCUCAUUUCAAUGAUUCAAAUCUCUUCGGUCGUAUUGUGGCCAACCGAAUUAUAGGCAGCGCCAAUUUGGGUCUUGGAGACGAAUCGAACACUUCGUCUGUUGAAGUACGCGCUCAGAUAGAAAAGAGUUUCGCGCAGGACACUGAACUCUUUGCAGUUGAAUCGCAAAAUUUGUGGAUUGAUCACCACGGCGAAACCCUCAGAUGGGCUCAAGUUCUCGGGAAACUACGGAUCGACGUGCUUAAGCAAAGGAAUAGCUCGCUCAAGAAAAUUGUCUCUUACGCAGUCAAAGGAUUAGAGACACUCAACACAACUCUGAAAACGCGGCAUGACGGCGCUUUUGGAUGGUCGAGCAAACCAGAAGCCUUUACGUCGUGCACUCGUGUUAUAUGCUGUGUCAAUAUCACAUUAACACAUCUCAACUCCCUAGGACCAUCGUUGGACGAAGCAAUCGCAGCACAUGUCUUACGCUCCGAUCUUGAAGAAAUGAAGAUUCUGCUAGACACAUUCUUAUACGAAGCACAUCGAAAUUCUUUCAAUGAUCAACUCCUCAUGCUCUUGGUUAGAAACGACACACUAGAAAAAAAACAGCUACAAGAGUUGUUGCCAGAGAGGGUAUCGCUUAUCGUUAACGCGUCGCCGUACCUUGGUGGGCAACGAGUGAGGAGGAAAUGA